UUGUCCGCGUUUAUUUACUUAGUGUUUUUUUUGUUCAUGUUCCAAUUAGAAUUAGAUUUAUUUUCUUUAAUUGUGGUGUUAAUUUUUAUUCUUCUAAUUGUAUUUAGCUUGUACGUAGGGUACGUGAUUAUGUAUAGUUCAUCGAAAGCCUCAGAGAUUCAAACCAAAAUGAGAUUACAGUAUUUAGCCAACAAACUGCAAGCUCAUAAAUCAUUUAAUAAACAGCAGAAAACUGUUGGUUUAAGGACAAAAGUAGCUGCUUCUUAUGGUAAUAGGAUUCCAAUUCCUGGUGGAGGUUCAUCAGUUGUCAGCAGAGGAGUAAAAAAACCCGAAGUAACCAUUUUAUCAACAAGGCCUAAACUAAAUGUAACCGCUUCUAACAGGCCAAACAACACAGUAACAAGAACAACAGCCAGAGCAACGACGACAACAACCACAUCUAAUAACAGAUUUAAGACCAUAGUUAAAGUAGAAAAAGAUGAUGAUGAUGAUAUUCAGAUAAUUGAUAAUCCAACGACUAAGAGAAACACUACAACAGAUUAUAAAUCUAAGGAGAAUCCUGAUAAUAAGGGGAGAAAAAAAAUUGACCUUACUUGUAUUCGUAGUGAUUCAUCUUCGGUUAAAAAAACACCAGCAAUUGUUGCUAAUGUGUCAAAUAAAAGUACCAGAGUAACAUCUUUAGUCGAGUCAAUUAUUGCUGCUCAGAAAAAUAAUACUAAUGUUAAACCACCAAGUCAACCGUUUGUAGCUCCGCCGCCGCCCCGUCCAAAGCCAAUGCCCGUUUCUCAUCUUACCACUAAUGGAGAAACAUCUAGAUCUACACUGAGAAGUGGUACUGAUGCUAAAACUAUAGAUCCACCUGGAACAUCAUCAUCAUCAUCAUCAUCAUCUUCCUCUUCUUCUUCCUCUUCUUCACUCAAUAAAUUACCACCACUAUCAACAAUUAAACGAACUGUUAAUCUCAUUGAUAGCAACAAAACCAACCAGCCAACUAAAAAGGUUAAAAUUUACGAAGCCGAUAAAGGGAUAGCCCAAGUAAUUGCCGAGAAGCGAAGUAAAUUUGACAAUAUGACAGUUAGUCCAAUGAAACCUUUGGGUCCUCCACCAACAACAAACAGGAAGUUACAAACUGGUCCAACUUCAUCGGUACUGCAAAGUCAGAUCAGUUGUUUACCCAAAGAGAUUCAUCUUAAAAGUUUCACGACUGAGCCUGUUUUGUUGAAAAUAUUAGAAUGGAGUGUCCAAUGGAUAAGGGAAAGUAAAUCAUUACAUGACAAAUCACCGCCGGUUGCUGAUAAAGCGCUGAUAAAGCCACCUCUUUCUUAUACGAAUUGGCAAAAAUACUAUGAUACCUUUGAGCCUCUGGUUUUACAUGAGAUUUGGGCUCAGGUCAUGCAAGCAUAUGAUGCUGAUAAAGUAUCGGUUGUGAUGAUGUUUGCAAUUGCCAGUUAUGAGUUGAUCGAUGGUUUUCUUAAGCUAGAAUGUCAAACAACAGUGACAGCGCAAGAAGCCCGUGAUCAAGCUUAUCUAAACGAAGGUGAUUUAACGCUUGUUGAAUUACAAUCAGAAUUGAUGGAGAAACGAGUUGUUUUUGGUUAUGUUUCUGAAAUGGUUUUAGAGGAUAUAACAGAUCGAACUCCAAUUAUACGUACAUAUAAAGUUCCCGCUGGUCAUCGUGUAUUUAUUCGUUACACGAUAAAGAUCAAAUUUCGUCAAAUUAAGUUGGACAUUACACAAUUGAUGAGAGUACGUGGUCUUUAUUAUUUAAAGCCCAUGAUGAGAAAUAUCGAAGCUCUUUUGGCCAUUCAAAAUUCUAAAUUGUGUGAAGAUAUUUUAUGUCCACGAAUGGUCACUUGUCAGAUAACUGUGCCUUCCAUUGAUUUUAAAAGUUCAGAAUACAAUGAGUCCCAGUUAAAGGCCAUUCUAGCGGCCGUUGAAGCUGUCCAGCGGCCAUACACUAUGCCGAAACUUUUAAUGGUCCAAGGUCCACCAGGAACGGGUAAAACAACCACCCUAAUAGGAAUGAUUAAAAAACUAUUUGAAUCUUGGGAAGAUGUUAAUUCACCACCAAAGAUUUUGGUCUGUGCUCCAUCAAAUGGUGCUAUCGAUGAGAUUGCUAGUCGACUUUAUGGUGUACGAAAUUCACUUUCUCAGACCCGAUUUAAAAGAGGAUUACGAUUGGUUCGAAUUGGAAUGACCAACCAGAUACAUCCCUCUGUUCGUAAAAUAUCACUCGAUGAACUGGUAACCGAUAACAUGUCCAGAGCAAAAUCUGAUCUAACCCGUGGUCUCCAAGAGAAGAUUGAAAAGCUAGAACGUGAUGUGGCCGCUAAAGAUAGAAUGAUCGCCGAUUAUCGUGUUCAAAAUGACAAAGAAAAUGUCGAUAAAUGUUUAAGUGAAAUGUUCCAAAACAAUCGUGAAAUUGAAUAUCUCCGGAAAGAAUUGAAAUCAAACGAAAUGGCGGUUACCAAUGAUGCAUUGAAGAAAAAAUCUCUACGAGCCGAUAUCCUAAAAAGAGCUGAUGUUGUCCUGUCUACUUUGAAUAGUUGUCGUCAAUCACUUUUGGAGGGUGUUUAUCAUUUCGAUCGUGAUCCUUGUCAAUUUAACUGUGUCAUCAUUGAUGAGGCAUCUCAAUGCUGUGAGCCCGAGAUACUUAUGCCUCUCACUUAUACAUCAAUAUCUAAAAUGAUCCUUAUCGGUGAUCCAAUGCAAUUACCUGCCACCGUUAUCUCAACAAUUGCCUCUGAUUAUAAUUAUGAUCGUUCUUUGUUUGAAAGAUUUUUCCAUCAUUUUGGUGGUCACUCACCUUCUAGUCCAGUAUUGGUACUUGAUACACAAUAUCGAAUGCAUUCAUCCAUUUGUAAAUUUCCAUCGAAACAAUUUUACAACAAUCGCCUUAAAACACCAACCGAAUUGGAUAAUCGGCAAUUUCCAAUCAAACCUUACCUUGUUAUCGAUCUAAAAGGAACAUCAUUUGAUCAAUCAAAUUGUAAAAAUCUUUUCAAUGAAUUAGAAGCCGAUUUUGUGGCCAACAUUUAUGGUGCAGUAAAAGACCUUUGUCAACGUGAUACCACCGUGGGUAUUAUUACACCUUACCAAGGACAGAAGAAACUUUUAACCAAUAAAAUAGAGAAAAAUUAUCCUGAUGUCGAUGUGAAUACCAUCGAUGGUUUUCAAGGUCAAGAAAGAGAUGUAAUCAUCAUUUCAUUGGUACGAGAUUUUUCAAGGAAAGAAAAUGGUAUCGGUUUUCUGGGUUCACCUAAUCGGUUAAAUGUUGCACUUACUCGAGCACGACAUUCACUGAUUAUCUGUAUUUCCGAUAUUGGUGAUGUGAAUAAUAAUGUUUGGAAAAGUUUACUCGAAGAUGCGAUUUUACGUAAUGUUUUAAUCAAAACCUCGUGUCGAAUUAAAAAUGGCCUUAAAAAAUUGAUAACCAAAUAAGAAGCUGUAUUUAUAAAUCAUCA
Molecule: messenger RNA, 3464 nt
Organism: Panonychus citri (citrus red mite)
Lineage: Eukaryota; Metazoa; Arthropoda; Arachnida; Trombidiformes; Tetranychidae
Gene: Setx
Product: probable helicase senataxin
Exons: 1
Coding region: 37-3441 (1134 amino acids)
Biological process (GO): termination of RNA polymerase II transcription
Cellular component (GO): nuclear body
Molecular function (GO): helicase activity; transcription termination site sequence-specific DNA binding
Source: RefSeq, a predicted model, not a curated record